Messenger RNA from Podarcis lilfordi (Lilford's wall lizard), 17200 nucleotides. The record is from the annotation of a GenBank genome assembly. NCBI's taxonomy places the organism in Eukaryota, Metazoa, Chordata, Lepidosauria, Squamata, Lacertidae.
CCGAGAAGAGGCCCCGCCCCUUUCUCUUCCCUCGGACUGCGGGGGGGGAGGGGCGUCCCGGCUCGGCAGGAAGCCCGGCGCCGGGCAGGUGAGGGGAGGGGGGGGGGCAGAGCCGAGCUAACUGCGAGGUCAGUUCAGUACAGUGGCACCUCGGGUUACAGGCGCUUCAGGUUACAGACUCGGCUAGCCCAGAAAUAUUACCUCGGGUUAAGAACUUUGCUUCAGGAUGAGAACAGAAAUCGUGCUCCGGGGGCGGCGCGGCAGCAGCAGGAGGCCCCAUUAGCUGAAGUGGUGCUUCAGGUUAAGAACAGUUUCAGGUUAAGAACGGACCUCCGGAACGAAUUAAGUACUUAACCCGAGGUACCACUGUAUUUGUAUUUACUUGAUGGGGGCAACUGCCCCCCCUGCUCCGCCCCUGGUUGAGGCCUGCUUCUGUGUGCAGUUACUCAGAAGUAAGCCCUGCCGAGUCCAGUUGGACUACCUCCGUAGUAAGUGCAGAGCAGAGCUCCUGCGUAAGUUUCCUACCGGAUAAAAUCUUCUUCUUCUUGUUUUUUAAGUGCUUCAAUUGGAUUGCUUAACCUUGGAUUGCAAGCGUGCUGCCGGAUCACGUGCCUUGUUUCCCACGAGUAAGUCGCAUCGAAAGGGGUUUGGUCCCAGGUAGGUGUGUCUCAAGGGACAUUCCUUCCUUUUUGGUGUAAACAGUUUGUGCCAUGAAAUCUUUGCUUGGUGUAUUUCAGAGCUGCUGUUUAGUGGAGGUCGCAGGAUUUGCCCACAGUGCCUCCAAAAUAAAAUCGUGUUAGGAGAGGAACCAAAUGGAGGUCAAACUCGGUGUCCAAACACCUUGGACUAAAUGGCCCUCAGGGGUCCCUUCCAACGCUGCAGUUCUAAUGCUGUGAAGUGGCUUGAACUAAUUUAUUAUCACUGCAAACCUGCAUUGCGUAGCAGGAUUCUACUGUAAGCACACCUCUGCAGUUUGUUCUUUUUUAUUACUGUGUUUUAAGGGUUUUGUCCAAUGUUAGUUCCACUCAGAGUAGGCCCGCUGGAAUUAAUAGACAUGACUAAAUUUGGUUCAUUAAUUUUGGUGGGUCUAUUCCGAGAAAACAAUUGGAUAUAACCCUUACAAUGAAGUAGUACAAUAAAAUGGCUUGUUGAACAAUGUCCUCAAUCCAUCUAUCUCUCAAAACUAUAGACCCUUCUUGUGUGAAAUCACUUUCCACUUCACCAAAUCCUGUUGCACAAUACAAAGCAACAGCUACUGCAGAGAGCUAUCUACAUAAAGACUGAGCAAAUGCACAUGAGAUUAUAUACUAAGGAGCAGUAAUAAAAAAAACCACAAUGUAUAAGAGUACGUAGUCAUAUUGACAAUCCUUUGGAUUCAUCCUUGGUCAGCAGAUAAGAGCAGUAGCCAACUACUGCCUGUUUGCACUACUAUACCUUAAUAAUGAUGUUCUCUGAAUUGUGGUAUAAUUGAGAUCUAAAAAUAAAUUGGGAUCUGUAUGAUUAAUAUUUGUGUUUGUUUUAUUUUAGUUUGGGAUAAGAAUGGCGAUAUGGAGGGAAACAGAAGUAGAACAAAAUAUGUUUAAGAGAACUUUAUUUUGGGAUAAAGGAAGUAACAGCACCAUGAGAAUGUUAGUAAGUAUAAUGCAUUUAAUAUUUUUAGUGGAUCCUUUUAUUUACUUAAUCCGCACUCAGAAACAAUACUUAGAUUAUGUACCCCAUGGACACAAAGAUGGGUUUACCAUAAAGCCACAGGACAGGAAGAAAGCUGGGAAACCAGCAAGAUAAUGGAGUGAAUUCCCCACAUUUUCCACAUGUCUACUUUAGCCUAAUAGAUUCAGCAUCAAGUUUAGUCCAGCAGGAAAGGAGAAAAAAUCUAGCAUUCUCUGCUUCUGCAUGGGGAAAUCAUAACUGUCUACUGGAGGUCCUUCUGCUUUUCCUUUGGAAAGGGGCACCUGUUGUAAUGCCUCUGUCUUGAGAGACAGGAAUGAAGCUAACUCCAGGAAUGAAGUUAAAUUACUGGAGAAACACAGUGACUGCAAGGACUGGUAACUCAUAACUGCUGCCUGCUGCAUUGUUUUUUCUGCAUUAGCAGCAGCAAGGUGACCUCUCCAGGGUGGAAGCCUGGUUAGUGUGUAUGGAGGUCCUGGGCUAUCCAGGUGACAAGAACCCCCACUGUGCCUUGCUGGUGUCGUCCAAAGGAAAGCAGAGCAAUACAUUUGGCACCAGCUUAGCUACAGGACUUGCCAGGAGGCGGCGUACAAGGCACCAUCCAGCUGUUUUAGCAACUCCACUCUGGAUUUGUGUAUGGUUUAUUCCUUAGCCUUUUCUUCUCCCAAUGGUGUCCCACAAGGCAGUGGGUGCAGAUUUUUGCUCAGGGUUUACUCCUGAAGCCUUUCUCAUACAUGAGCAUAGCCGCAAGGCAGUGGGGAAUUAGGAUCAGAGUUUUCCUUCUCUUAGAUGGGCUCCCUUCCCAGAUUGAUGAGAUCCAUCUGCCCCUCAUUUCCCUCUACAGCGCAUGCAGAAACUGCCAUUUUGCUCCAUUGGACCCACUAUUGGUCUCGUCCACUCAAUCUGCUGAAGCCUAUCCUCGCAUGCAGGGGAAGUCCCUAAUUCAUUGAGGUUUUGAGACCCAACAGCUGGCCAGUCGAAGCUGUUUCCCGGGGUAUGGUUGCUGUCACAUGCUGACAGCCUAGGAGCCACAGGUGAGAGCUGAGUGUAGGGUGGGAACCGAAGAUGGACAAACUAAGCCAGAAGGAGCACGACAUGUCCCACACCAGAGGUACUACCCAACCCCAAACCCCCUGUUUGUAUUCAGACAAAAAAGACCUGCUUCUGCCUUGAUUUCCACAGUAAAAAAAUCAAUUGCUCCCAUGCAGGAGUUUUUUCUUGGAGCCUACCAAACUACAGAAUACAGACUUAGCUAUUCCUUGAGCAUUUCUUUACAAAUAAUAACUUACAUAUGUUCUGAUUGAUACACUGUCUACAGAAUUCCCCACAACAAGCUCCCUGUUGUUUUUUAUACUUGUCUGUUUUUUCACAUUGCUUGCCUUUUUUGUCCUGGCAUAUAAUUUAUUGCAGCUUCUAAUUGCUUUACAAGGGAAAUAUAAGGUUCAGGUCUAAGCAAGGAGUACAGAGUAGAUAACCACGCAGUUUGAUAUCAUUAUCUUUAUUCCAAAGUCCAGACUGGACUUUUAAGUAUCAAUGCUGAUAUUCAGUAACUAUGAUGUGCUGUUUAUCCAUGCUGCUGAAGCAAAUUGUGGAAGUGCACUUCAAUCUAGUUUCUCAAGGAGAAGUAUUAACCUGCUUAUCAAUACCCAGUACUACUUUCAAGAACAAUAUUGGUGUGGAAAGCCUGCUUUGCCUUGAAAUAUCAAUUUGAUAUAUCUUUGUGAGAGAGAGGAAUGUGAUGUUCAUUUCAGUUAUUGGUUUUGGUAUUUUCAUGCCACCAUUAUGCCAAAGCACUCACAGUAGUUUACAUUUUAUAAGAACAGUUUAUAAUCUUAAGAGACAUAAUUUUAAAAGGAAUCGAGAUGAAACAGGAAGACUAGCAAAUCCAAGUGGCAACUCUUUCUUACCUAACACAACACAGUACUGUUACAUAAAGACCAGGUGGAAGCUUGCUGUGGGGAUUAUUCUAGGAGGGGAGGAGCUAAAUGACGGUUUGUCUGAGCCAAGAACAUGAAGGGGGUCUCAGUGUCUCACUUCUCUUUUAAGGCUCAGCCAGCUUCCCCAGCGGAACUUGCUGAUGGAUUAACAGACUCAGUUUCUCAAGUCUGUUUGUCUUCUGCUCUCCUGCUGUCUGCUGCCUUGGAAAUAGAUCUCUUGAGGCAACCACCUCUCCUUGCCUUGCUUUGGGGUUGCAUCAAUGCAAAAUGAACUUUUAAAAGUAGGAGCAGUAAAACAACAGACUAUAUGCAAGUGGCAGGGAAGGGGGGGAAAUCUGAAAAUGAUGUUCUCUGUUGUAUCAAGACUCCUUUGCUUCUGGUAAAUUGCACUGAUUCUGUUACUCUGCAGUUUUGCAGAUCAUGGAUUUGCAUAAAUUCAACUGUGAUCUAUAUAUUUUAAAAUGAAAUUGUGUUUCUUUAUUUGAUUUAACUGUGCAGUCUUAUGCACCAUUUGGCAUACAUAUAAAUGCAUUUUAUUUACCAUCCCCCUUUAAAUUGGUAGCACUUGUCCUGAUGUAAAAGACAUACAGCAAAUUUACAUAAUGCCCAUAUAAGACCUUUUUUAAUGAAAAGUCUUAAAUUAAGAGUGCUAUAAAUAUAUUAGUAAUCAAAGAGCAAAUAAUACCAGUGAACAUAUCUCUGCAGAGCAGUUGUUGAGAUCCAUUUCUUACUGUCAGUGUCAGUGCAUGGCAUACAGUCCUAAUUAACAUGUUGAAUUUAAUGUUUAAAUUUUAAUAAAUUUAUAUGCAAUGAAACGCUUUCAUUCAGGCCUACAGUUCCUUGAAAUGAAUAAUUGCUUUUCUCUGAUGUACAAAUAUAUUGUUUUGUUGGGAAAAAAUAGGCAUUUUGCAUACUGCAGUAUCAGUCAAAUGAGCUCUGACAGUUCUCAGUUCAGAAGAAGCUUGUGCUAAAAGUGUUAAAACUUGAAUAACAAGACUGUAUUGGUUUUAAUCUUCAGAUGUUUUGUAAGAAUCUUAGGGCCUGGGCCAAAGGAAUCUCUCAGUGAAGAGGUCAUCAUCCAUUUUAGAAUAAGUUUGCACAUGCUGCUUAGGAACCAAAGAUGGUUCAUGUUCAGGAACACUUACUGAAGUGUGUAGAACCUAGAUAUAAUCAAGCUACAAACAGCUGUUCAAAUACCAAUGUUUUCAGAGUCAUUUCUUCACUGCACAUGGAGGCCUGGAUCCUUUGUGUUGCUAGAAUAAUUCUAUCCAUUGUAUUUGUACCUUGCUCUUCCUCCAAGGAGAUUAGGAACAUAAAGUCAUCACAUUUUAUCUUCAGAACCACCUUGUUUUGAGGGACAGUAAUUUGCCUAAGAUCUCCAGAUUGGCUAGGGAUUUGAAUCCAGAUCGCACAGGCCACAUUUCAACAUGCUAGCCAAUACACCACAUUGACUGUUCUUGUGUUUGUAGCAGAUGAGAACUUACUUAUAUGUUGCUACCACAGUUGCACUGCAUUGCUUGCAAGGCAACAUUUUAAGAAAAUUUGGUGGUUCCUGCCCAAUAAAAAGAUUUGAGGAAGUAGAGAAAGCUAAUAUUGCCUGAGAUGAGAGCUGUGAUUUUGUCCCACAUAAAUUUGGAGAAUUUGUCCAGGAGAAACAACUCAGAAUUUUUGUGGGAAGGAAGGUGGUUAUAUAAGAUUAGUGAAAUUUCUCAGGGCAUUCCUAGUUGGUGUGUGUGUGAAUUCAAUUGACUGCCUUGGUCUUUUUUGUGCCUUGGAGAAUACCAAACAUAACUGUUUGGGGAAGAAUCUAAAGCCAAAGGAAACAUUUCUAUCACCUGAAGGUGGCCUGCAUUUUGAGGGUUAUAUGGAGAACUCAAAAGCUUGUUCCCUAUAUUUGACAUUUUGAUUGCUCCUAAUAGGUAUAUUUGCCUAACUCCGGAUUUUGAAGCUUUUUCUUAUGGACCAACAUAUCUUUCUUUGUUUUUAUUCUUUCAGUAUCUUCAAAUCCAACACUUCUUAACAGUGGCAAGCAAGAUGACUAAGAACUUAUUAAAUUCAGUUUUCAUAGUUUAAAGAAAAAGGCAGUUUCUAGCUCAGAUACUACUUGGGAGAGAUUGCACUAGAAUUAAGUCCUAUAUUAAGUCCUAUACAGGGGUACCUCAGGUUAAGUACUUAAUUCGUUCCGGAGGUCCGUACUUAACCUGAAACUGUUCUUAACCUGAAACACCACUUUAGCUAAUGGGGCCUCCCGCUGCUGCCGCGCCACCGGAGCCCAAUUUCUGUUCUUAUCCUGAAGCAAAGUUCUUAACCUGAAGCACUAUUUAGCGGAGUCUGUAACCUGAAGCGUAUGUAACCUGAAGCGUAUGUAAUCUGAGGUACCACUGUACAGUGCAAUCCUUUGCAUGCCUACGCAGAUACCACUUUGUUUUCUCAGACUCAGUUCCAGGAAAGUGUGUAUACAGUUGCAAUCUUACCACUCUUCCCCAGAAGUAAUCCCCACUGAGCUGAUGGAACUUACUUCUGGGUAAACUUGCAGAGGAUUGUGCUGUAAACAAUGUAAGACAAUGGAGGGGGAGUUCGACACUUCAUGUCUCACCAUCUCAAAGCAGUAUUUUCUUUGCAUCACAAUGGCACCUAAUACCUUGGAAGUUAAACAGUAUUUAUGGAAUGAUUUAACACAGCUAUUAGUACUGUAAUGAGAUUUCAUGCAUCUGGAGAGAAUAUGAAAGCUAAGAAGUCUGGGGGAAAUAUCCUUGAAAUCAUCAGAGCAAUGCUAGGAUUUUUAUUCCAAAGGUUCUUCUGGCCUGUUAUUACACGAAGGAUUGUGUAGUCGGGGAGGGGAGUGAGAAUCAAGAUGUAGUCUUAAAUCUCUAGCAGCAGUCAAGCUACUAUAUACAAAAUAUUGAAAUGCAAGCAUAAUACAAUUAGAAAUUGUUAAAACUACUAUUAAUUGGUAAAAUUAACUUUAUGUAAAGGACAGGAGAUUCCUGGAAAAGUAAAAUAGUGAGUGUCUCCUUGUUGUAGAUAAUAUGAAGCGGAGAUGUAUGAGAGCAGAAUAUAUAAAGAAUUUGUGACUUCAUAUGAAUUAUGUUGUCACAUAUUCUGUACUUUAAAUAUUAUAAAUAGUUAAUUUUUAAUAUAUUUAUGAUAUUGCUAUACAGACAGGCAGAUAGAUACUAGAAAUAGGAAAGGCACUUCUAGAUCAGACCAAAAGCCUACACAGUCCAGCUCUGUUCUCACACUGGCUAUCCAAAUGCCUGUAGAAGUCCACAAGCAAGGCACAGAUGCAGUAGCGCACUCCCACUCACGUUCUCAGCAACAGGCAUUCUGAGGCAUAUUAUGAGAAGGAAUCCCCUGUUUGAAGCAGAUGGAAUGGGAGCAAGCAGUUAAAACCUCUUGUGCACGAUCCCUUCCUCAGUUCAGUUCUUCCUCCUGUGGCUGCUUUUAGCUCCUAGAAAACCUUGAUUUUGGAUCUCCUGUUUAAUCUCAGUUUGACUCAGUAUUCAGAUCCAGUGGACUGAAUUGGUGCAUAACAAGUUAUAUGAAUGAAAAAAGCCGCUUCAGGUGACAAAUUGUGCACAUCACAAAAUGGAGGCAAACAGUCAGUGCUUUCACACUCUGAUUAGUCAUUUCCUAGUUUGUUGCUGAGAAACCAUAAUUUACUGUUCAUCCAAAUCUGCAAACUUAUGUUUGCCCUCCAAACCAGAAUUUCAGACCAGCUUAAGGAAUAGUUUAGAGGGAGAAUGUAAACCAUAGUUUGCUCCCCCCCCCAAUGUCACAGCAAACUAUGGUUUUCCACAAACUACAGCAUAACUAAUCAAAGCACAUGAGCACAAGGCUUGUUCUCAUAACACCAAACCAUGGUUUAGCAGUACAUAAACUGACCUACUUGAAUUAUGUCCUAUAUCUACAUAUAGCUACAAAAAACUUAAUAGAUUUUAAUCUACUUCUGAGUAAGAAAGUUACAAGGCAUUUUGUUUGAUUCCACCAUCACCCUGCCCCCAAAAUUAAUUUCUCUGCUGACAGAAAUGAGCUAUCAUAGGAAAGGUUGAUUUACAAAAGAAGGAAAAAAAGAAAGAAACCCCACCCUCAAACUCCCCCCUCCCAAAAAAAAUCAGAUUUGACUUUUCUGAUUAAUGGAUCCUUUAUAUAGUAGGAUAAUACAUUUUCUAUGGAAUGCUCUAGUACAAUAAGACUAAGAGGGCUAUGAAUAAUAGUCAAUAUGAUAACAGCAUCAGUAAAUUACCGCACAUAGGACAGGAUUAUCCUGUAAAAUGUGAGUGUUUCAAGUUAAAUUUGUUUAUGAUAUCUAUAAUUAUCUGCCACUUGGAUACCCUUCUCAGCAGGUUGAACAAGUACACAAAGCUUAACAGAGUUUGAAAUAAAAGAAGUGUUUGGUCUACCCUUGGGUUGUUCCAUUGUUGAUGUAAAAGAGAGCAGCUGCUAGCCAGCCAGGAAGUGGAGUGACGGUGUGUAGAGUAACUGAUAAUCUUCCUGCUACCAGCCAGUUGAAUUGCCACCUUGUUUUUCCCCACCCCACCCCAUUCCACUUGCUGGUGGGAACCCAAAAGCCUAUUCAGUUCCCCAAGUGUAGCUUUCAGGUUGACACUACUGCAUCAUGGGCUUCUACCUUGUUUAAAACUGCUGCAAACAUUCCCCACAAGAGGUAGGCAACCAGAGGGUGGUGGGUAAAUGAUUGAAACAUCUGCUGUCCAUUGUUUUGAGCUUUGCCAAAGACAAAGAAGACCUUAGUCCCGAAUGCCCCACUUCCAGAGUGCAGAAAAUUUGCAAUGCUUUCUACUCACCUUGCCUUCUGAUCAGAGGCAAAGUGGUAACAAUCUGUUGGUGAAUCAAUUUAUGUUUGCAACUUGAUAACCCAAGAAACAGCUAACAUGAGGUGCAAUCUAAUAAAAAGGUAAGGAAUUUUAGGUUAAACUGAUCUUGUGGGAAGAGCUAAGCAUCAAUGAAGGCACAAUAUUAGGCUAACUAAUGUUACCAGUUAAGCAGCUGUUCCUAUUGAAAUCAAUCUAAAACUGAUUUAAUUUUGGCUGGAUUAUGUUCCAGGUGUACCAUUUUUAAAAGUAUGUGAAUUAUGCUGCUCAGCACUCCCACUCCAAUGGUUUAGGCUUAUGCCAACACUGAAACAUAAACUUCCUCAUCUACCUUAUGCAUGAAAAUUAUAACUGCUUUUUUAGAAAGUUACUUAAGUUCAACAUUAAAUUAUAAGCGUCUACUGAAAGCAGACAUUGCAUAGUACGGGGGCGGGGAACAGCUUAAUAAUGUAUUUUUCCUUUAUAUGGGUGUAAUCCCAUUGAUGGCCUUGUGUUCAUGGAGUGAUCCAGUGGGUGCUUCCACUAAUGGAAAAAGAGGGAAGAAGUAUUUGCCAGCUUCAUCCCCUCCCAGAAAUGGGCUCCAGAGAAUUGAGGGACCUCCCAGAACAAGGUUGAAGGCAGUGGGGGAGGGCUACAAUGGGGAGGGUAAAUUCACAAAUAUUGGUUCCAUCCUAUAGUAGGUGUUCAUAAUUUGCAUUUCCUUGUCUAGGGAAAAGGAAGGUGUGGAUUCAGUAACAGCUGUAUCAUACUUUCUUGGUCUUUCCUAGUUUGACCUUGUGUACUCUUCAUGCAGUCAGGAGCCCCUUGGCUGAUUUUCCAGAGGAUGAUCCAAAACAGAGUUAGAAAAGUAAUCCCUUGGAGGGCUGCUAAAAGUGAGAAAAGUCUCUCUUAUCAAGGUAUUUAAUAGAACUUCCCAGCUGCAAAAGCCUUUGGAAGUGGGAUUCAGCAGCUCUCAUUUAAGCUCUGAUCAACUUUAUUUUGGAUUAUUGUAACGUGUUAUGGUUGCCUUUUAAAAUGGUCUAAACACUUCUACCAGUGCAGAAUGCCGAGACCCAGCUGUUAUAGGGAGAUCAUGUUGCCCCAUUUUGACUGUUAGCUUCUAGGCCCAAUUAAAGUUCCAGUAUUGACCCUACACAGCUUCCUUGAAGAAGAGGCCUGCUCCAUUAACCAUUUCUCCUUCCUUCUUCCAGGCAAUCUAAAUGGCACUAUUCUGUAUGAGUUCCUUCCUUUUGUGAAUCAAGGCUUGCAUGUCACAACAUUUACAGUUAACUCAUACCCCAUCCUUGGAAACUGCCAGUCACAAUGACUGCCUAGCAAUGCUUCUCCCCACCAGACAUGCAUGAAAAGCACCAACAGUGCCAAAAUAAACCUGCAACAUCAGGAACACUGGCUGACAAUGUUACCCAACCUAUUAACUCUAUUUCACACAGAACGGACAAGCAGGCUGCCUGGAAAAACAAAUGUGCACAUGAAUAGGAAGAAUUUAGUUGAGGAAGAAAGCCCCAAGUUACCUAAGUCAACAGAAGGAAAUUUCAUGCAGUGGAGGAGAUGACUGAGAACCAGAUUUGAUAGAGUGGGUAUUUUAGAUUGUAUCAAGAGAGCCAAACCUGGUGAGGCUGAAGCCUUAAAGUUAUGGGAGGAGCAAGAUAAAUUAGCAGUGUCUAUUAUCUAGGAAAAUCCAACAGAUGCCCAAAGGAAAGAAAAACAGCUGCUCAGAUGCUUCAGAACUUGGAAAAGGCAUUUGGAUUUACAAGCAAGCACUCACAUCAUGAGAGAUUCAUUUAGGGCAUGAAUCCAAGGAGGACUGUAAAAAUCAUGAAACACAGUUCCUAACCAUUAUUGAAAAGAUAUAAAUUUCCUAAUACAAAAUGGAUGAGGAAUGCAGAAUUAGUUAUUUCCUGGGGUCACUAGGACACAAAUUUGUUAUGUUUAUAGCUCACAUGGCUAUAACAUUCCAAACUUACCACUUGGUGAUGCAGUUGGACACCUUAGAGGAAAAUGUGAAAAGGAGCGAACACUCUUGAAUCAGGAAUGGAAGUGACACAAUUUAUGUGUCCCAAUCCCAGAAGAGAGUCAAGGCCAUAUCCAGAAAUGUUGUUUGCUACAGUUUCUACAAAGAGGGAUACAUAGCCAAAUUUUAUAAAGCACAAAAGUCAAAGAAAUUCCCUGAAAACAAGCAACCAAGACAAAAUAAGGGGAACAACAGAUGAAUCUAACUGCAAAUUUUAAUGAUGAGAAAUGAAACAAAUGGUUGAUUGAUUCUGGGUGCCCUUCACACAUGAGUUAUGAUAAAAAUUUCUUUGGAGGCAUUAACAAUCAGUAGAUGGUAAUAUCCAAAUUGCAGAGCACAAAACCAUAAAGGUAUGUGGCACAGGUUCAUGAACCUUAAAUUGCAAGCUAAGCAAUGAACUGAGAGAGAAUACAGUGCAGCAGGUCCUGUAUGUCCCACAAUUGAAAUAUGUCUGCUUUGGACUGAAAAGGUUUUGAUAGGCUGUUUAAAUAUGGGAAGUGCCAAGUGACCAGAGAUGGGGGCACACUUAACUAAUGGUGUAUAUGAGACCAAUCUUUCAGGACCCCAGAAGGAUGAAGUCAGAAGGAUGAAGCAGAUCCAGAAAUUUGGCACAGAACCUCUCCUUUCCAUCAAUGCUGAGGCAGCCAGCUGUCUCCUGAGCAGGCUUAAGGAAGGCAGGGCCCCCUACAUGGCUGGACGGGCACCGGCAGAUGUUUUGGCAACAGGGAGAGUCGGGGAGAAUGCCAGCCUCAUGGAGGAAGAGCCGCUGAAGCCCAACAAGCUGGAGUGACUGGCCAGCUGUGGCAAAUCACCUGUCUCACGCAGCACCAAAAUACAUUUUUCUUUCAGUGCUGCGUGAGCCAGGAAAUCCAUAGGGCACUGCGGCACCAAAGGACGUGCAUCUUCUGGUGCCAUGCUACCCUGUUGACCUGGUGAUUUGUGCAGCAGCAAAACAGGCAUAUCUUUUUGUUCCCUGCUGCCCCAAAGUCCAGCUGAAUGGUGCAGCAUUGCAGCCACGCCAGCCAGCCAGCCAGAUGGAGAUGUUAGGCACCAAACUUGGCACUGGAACCAUACAACACUGGUCCUAAAGGCUCCCAGUAUGUUUCCGAGCACAAUUCAAAGUCUUGGUGCUGACCUUUAAAGUCCUAAACAACCCUGGCCCAGUACACCUGAAGGGGAUAUAUAGUCUCCACCCCCAUCAUUCAGUUUGGACACUGAGGUCCACCUACAAAGGCCGCCUGGUGGUUCCCUCCCUGCGAGACGUACAGGGAACCAGGCAGAGGGCCUUCUCAGCAGUGGCGCCCUCCCUGUGGAAUGCCCUCUCAUCAGAUGUCAAGGAGAUAAAGAACUGCAAAACUUUUAGAAGAUAUCUGAAGGCAACUCUGUUUUUAAUGUUUAACGUUUUAUUAUGUUUCAAAAUUCAAUAAAUUAUUAUUAAUAUUAUUAAUAAUAUUAAGCUGGAAGCCACCCGGAGUGGCUGGGGAAACCCAGCCAGAUGGCUGGGGUAUCAUCAUCCUCCUCCUCCUUUUCCCUUCUUUUCAAAAGGCCAGUUGCUUGUCACAAAAUGCUGCUGGCGCCUGGUUAAUUUCAAACACUGAACAGAACUCAGAUGCAGAGAGAAGGUUUAGGUCUCUUUGGAAAUGACAAGAUGCAUGCUGACUGAUGCAGGCCUUCCCAAGUACAUGUGGGGAGAUGCAGUAGCCACUGCUGUGUAUCUCCAAAACUGUCUGCCAACCAAGGGAGCUACACAAACCGACCUGAAGCUUUAUUAUGAGGCAGCCUGCCUAUUCUGGAUAAGGGAUUGAUGUCUACUCCAAAAUAUGAGCUUGGUUGAUAUGGAAGGGCAUGACAAUUGUUUUGGUUGGCAUGCCUACCCUAACUACGACAAGACUAAGGCACACAAGGGAUUUUUUAAUCAUAUUAUUAGAAAAGCGCUAUAUAUGGUUUGGAUAAAAUAUAAAGACCUGAUUGAACCUAAAACCCCAUGGUGGAUCUCCCCCUUGGAGGCUAAUGCAGUAAAGAAAAGAAAAGAAUAUGCAGAUAGGCUGGCUCACGUAUAAGUCAUUAUUAAUGGAGGAAGGCACCCAACUAAAUUUAAAGCAGUAUGAUGAUAUGAAAGAACAUUUUUCAGGAUGGCUACGGUACUUCCAACUAAACGAGACCUUUAAACUUGAUAAAAAGAAGGGCUUUGCCAAAGAACCCUCUAAAUUGGAAACAGAAUUGUUAAAUAAUAAAACUAAGAUACUUCCUAAAAUGUACCGACUCCUCCUUGACUGGGAAGUCAAGGAGGAGGAGGUCAAAUAAGUGAUGAUUAGGUGGGCCCAGGACGUUGGUCAUACUAUUCUGAUGAGUGACUGGGAAAAUUUGUAGAAAACGAAUAUGAAAUUUACGGCCUGUUAUAAUAUUAAGGAAAAUCUCAUGAAAAUGCAGUUCAGGUGGUAUUUGACGCUGUCAAAGCUAUCUAGGAUGUAUAAAAAUAUCCUGAGCACAUGCUGGUGGUGUGGAGAUACAGAAGGAAAUAUGUACCACAUGUGGUGGCUCAGUAUAAAAAUUAAAGAAUUAUGGAAUAUCGUAAAUGAUGAACUGAAAAGAAUGAUGCAAGUAUCUUUUCCAAAAAAGCCGGAGGCCUUCCUUCUAGGCAUCUUAGAUAAAAAAAUACCAAAAGGGCUUAAGGAAUUUUUUCUAUAUGGCACGGCGGCUGCAAGGACCCUGGUUGCAAUGAAUUGGAAGGGGGAAAGGGUUCCUUCCAAAUCAGAGUGUUUAAACAUUUAGAAUACGUUGAGAUGGCACAGAUGACAAGAGAGGCAAUUCAAAUCAAUGCUUUAUUCAGAAAUGGGACAUGUUUAAAAAAUAUUUACAGAACUAUAAUCAGGGUGUGGCAACUAUGGCAGCAUUUGAAUGAUCUCUGUAAACAAUACAGUGUUUGAAGUAAAAUUAGAGAAAAGGAUUAGUGAAAAAUAUGUAAGGUGUAUGAUAAAUUUGAUUGAAUUAUGAAAUCUACAAAUGUUUUGCAGAAAAGGUAAACUCAUUGGGUGUUGACAGGAAGUCAUGUAUAAAGCUAUAAAAUACAGAAUAACAGAAUAGAAGAUGAUUGCUAUUUUGGCCUAUUUAAAAGUUUUUACUGUUUUUUCUUGUGUUUUUUUCUGUUCUUUUUUUCUCAAGUUGUAAUGCACACUUUAUGUUAUGUUUAUUUUUGAGCUUAAUCAAAAAAGCACAUUUAUUCCCAAAAAAAUUCACUGAACAGAACUCAGAUGCAGAGAGAAGGUUUAGGUCUCUUUGGAAAUGACAAGAUGCAUGCUGAAUGAUGCAGGCCUUCCCAAGUACAUGUGGGCAGAUGCAGUAGCCACUGCUGUGUAUCUCCAAAACUGACUGCCAAUCAAGGGAGUUACACACACCUUUUGAACUUUGGCAUGGAAGAAUACCUAACUUGUCACACAUAAGUAUAUUUGGCAGUAUUGCUUAUGCUUUUGUACACAAAGAGAGCAGGCACAACCCAGACUCCAGGGCAGAACAAGGAAUUAUGGUAGGAUAUGCUUCUGGGGGCAAAAAUGAUAAAAGUUAUGGACUUAAAAACAGGAAAGGUCAGCGUAAGACGUGGUUCAUUUUGAUGAGCACAGUAAAGCUGAUAAAAGAGGAACUGUGAUAGAUUAUUCUCAGCAGUCAGUGAAAGAAACACAAGACCCUUUGUACUUUUCACAAUACGUAGCAGUCCAGAUCUAGCUUUUACUUUCAUACCUUCUAGCACAGAUGAUGAACAGAAAGAAGCAGCAGAAAACCAGACUCCAAAUAGCACCACCGGAGGGGAUGAGAUGGAGAGUGAUGUCAAGAUACUACCACUGGAGGGUGAAUAUGAGGAUGUUGAUGCAAUUCCAGAACCAGAGGUCUGAAAGACUCAACAGAAGUGUUCCACCUCUGCGACUAUCCUGCAUUGCAGGGUUGGAGCAGCCCCUAGAACCUUCCACCUGGGAAGAGAUAGAGCAGAUGCCAGUCGCUGAAGCUGCUCUGUGGAAAGAUGCUAUGCAGGAGGAGUUUGAUGCCCUGCACCAGAACAAGACCUGGACCCUCACCAAGCUGCCUCCUGGGAAGAAGGCAAUUGGAAGUACUCCAGAUAAAGCAGGGUGCAGAAGGCAAAGUUCAGUGCUGCAAAGCAAGGCUUGUGGGGAAAGACUUCCUUCCAAAGUUUGGAGAGGACUGAUGAAACUUUUGCUCCAGUAUUCAGAUACACUACUUUAGAACACCUUUAGAAUUUUACAUGAAGCAGCCGAAUGGUUUUGUCAAACCAAAUAAAUCUAAUUUAGCUGCUGUUGGAUGAGAAUUUGCAUAGCAUGUUCAUACAGCUCACACAGGUCACACACAAGGUCACACAGACAAGUGUUUGUACACAAAACACAAAAAUGGACGAUGUCCUUAUGUUCUAGCAUUUGUGGAUGACCUGAUCAUUGCAACUAAGAGUGACUGAGAUUUAGUAGCAAAGGAUGUGUCAGUCGGAGAAUCAGGAAAAGUCUCCUACUACCUAGGAGUCUAAAUUGAAAGAGGAGGAUCAGAGGAUGGAUCCAGUCUUCCAAGCCAAAAACAAGUUGUUGAAUUGCUUGGCAGGCUGAAGCUGUAACCAUACCUAUAGCUUCUGAUUUUCUAAAGAGCCAAUAUGAAUCUAAACUCUUAAUUGACAGCAAUCAGUACAGGUCAGUGAUAGGAAAACUUUUGUACAGUGGUACCUCGGUUUCCAAAUAUCUUAGAUCCUGAACAACUCAGAACCCGAAUGCUGCAAACCCGAAGAAGGUAUUCCAGUUUUCGAACUUUGCCCAGGUAGCCGAAUGUGCUCCUGAGCUUCCAUUUUUACUGUUGCACAGCAAAUUUGAGUCCCCCACAUAGUAAUUAAGGCUUUCCCCCUCUCGUUUUGCCCUUAAGCAGCAAAAUUAAGUACGCCCCAUCAUAAAUAAGACUUUUUCCAUUCCGUUUUUACCCUUAAGCUGCAAAUUUAAGCCCCCCCCCCAUCGUAAAUAAGGCUUUCCCCCUCUCAUUUUACCCUUGCACCACAAUUUUUUAAAAAAACCCAUCGUAAUGAAGGCUUUCCCCCUCUCGUUUUACCCUUAAGCAGCAAAUUUAAGUCUCCCCCGCCCCAUCAUAAUUAAAGCCUUCCGUUUCUGAUUGUAGUGUUCUGAGGUGAUAUUUGGUCUUUUGUUUUCACUAUUUUUUAUGUUUUUGUGUGCCUUUUUUAUCUUUGUGUCUGGCUUGUUUUUCGUUUUAUGAUUGAAUGAUUGAUUGAUUGUGUGACUGUAGAAAUGGAUAAAAGCCCCCUAUCCAAACAAUUACUAUCGGUGCAGGUAAGAAAAAAAAUUAUUUUAAUUUUUAUCAUCUACAAUACUGUCCUAUUUAUUUUAUAGUGCAGAACAUUGAUUAUUGCUUUCAUUUUGUGGAUCAAUGGUCUCAUUAGUAAAAUUCAUGUUGCUGUUUUAGGGGUUGUUUUUAAAAGUAUGGAACGGAUUAAUCUGUUUUGCAUUACUUUCUAUGGGAAAGUGCUCUUUGGUUUUGGAACGGACUUCCAGAACGGAUUAAAUUUGAGAACCAAGGGACCACUGUAAUUGACCACAACAAGUAGAGCAGAUAUUGCAAAACGCAGUGGAGUAAGCUAUCAAAAGAGUUGUGCAGAUAUCUGAUGGGAACAAAGAACUGCAAACUUAAGCUGCCAGCAGACAGUAAUCUUGAACUGGUAGGUUACUUGGACGCUGAUGGACUGGGGACACUAAAGACUAUAAGUAAAUAGGUGGUUAUGUUAUUUGGAAAUGGUUCCAUUUCUUGGGACAGUUAUAAACAAAAUUGUGUAGCUUUAUCUUCUACAGAAUCUGAGUAUGUAGCUGCUACUGAGGCAUGCAAAGAGCUAGCCUAGCUCAACCAACUGGUGUAGGAGAAGCCCAUUCAGCUGAUGGGGGAUAACCAGAACUGUUUGAAGCUAACACAGAUCAAGAGGUUCCAUACAACAACCAAGCAUAUUGGAGUGAAGUACCACUUUGUGUGUGAGGGGAUGCAAGAUGGACUUGUCGAGUUGACCUAUUUGCCAUACCAAAGAGAUGACAGAUGAUAUUCUCACCAAACCUCUACAUAGAGAUAGCUUUGAGAACCUUCAAAUCAUGAUGGGACUCUGGGUGGCUGAGUGGUUCUAUUUGUCUGAGAACGGGUUUGUGGGAGAUUUGCAUCCAAAACUAACAGUGCAUACUUUUGUUAGAUCUAGGGUCUAACAACCACAAAUUUAGUAAUAAUAAUAAUAAUAAUAAUUAUUAUUAUUAUUAUUUAUACCCCGGCCGAGACUGGGCUCAGGGUAGCUAACACCAAAUAUAUAAUACAUUAAAACACAAAAUCAAACGAUUAAUUCAAAAUACAAUUCGAGUCACAUUUAAAAUCAAAUUAAAAUUAAGUGGGAACCCACAAAUCAUAACUGUAGGGGUAAGGAAUUAAAAGUUCAAAUUUCUAGACAAUUGGAUUCAGACCAUAGAAUGUAAUUGGUAGAAAGGGGUCUGUGUGAUGUCUUUUCCCAUGGUGGGAAGGAUUAAAGAUAUAUUAGCCUCCCUCCUCAUUCUUCCCAGGAUGGAGACGGGCCAGGCAUGUGUCUGUGCUCCAUCUGAGCCGGGACUUCAUUUUAGAAGCUAAUUUUGUAUUUUGUAACUUAGAAGUAGUUUUUAACUGCCUUAUUUUGGUUGCUGCUACAGCUCAAAUCAAGUGAAGUACUUUAUGUAAGUAAAUACUUUUUAUGUUUA